AUGGCAUAUGUGGUUGGAAUAGUCAACACUCUGAUUACUCCAAUUUACCAUAUCGUCUUCAAGCAUGUAAUGUACCCCUUCACGGCUAGCAGAAACGUGAAGCAUCUCAAAGAAGCAGCCCAGGGUUUGAUCGCCAAGGGCAACGAUGUCCGGUAUGAGAUUGAGAUUGCCGAGAGGAAUGGCAUGACAGCAAAGAAUGAAGUGCGGAAGUGGCUUGAAAAUGUGGACACCAUCAAGUCCGAUGAAGAAGCAAUUAGGCAGGUGUAUGAUGAGAGAUGCCAAGUUUUUGGGUGCAUCUCUCUGAAUUGCUGGUCAAACUACAAAAUCAGCAAGAGUGCAAAAAAGGAGCUUCUGAAAGCCCAAGAGUAUGCCAAGAUUGACACUAGUGUUGUCGCAGUGCAGCCGCUGCCACCAUCGGUCCGAGAAAUGCCUGUCUCAUCCAGUGGACUGCUCAGUGAAGAGCAUAAUAUGCAGGAGGCUGCCAGGUGCAUUAGGAAUUCUCCGGUUGGAAUGAUUGGGAUAUGGGGUCUAGGUGGAGUGGGAAAGACUCAUCUUCUGAAGAAGAUCAACAACUCAUUUCUCGGAGACCCUUUCUUCGAUGUUGUUAUUUUUGUUACAGCCUCAAAAGAUUGUUCAGUGGAGAAAAUCCAAGCUGAAAUAGUAAAGAAACUCAGCUUAAGGAAAGACGACGAUAUAGAGUCUCAAGCCAAUAUCAUUUCUGACUUCCUGAGCAGGAGGAGUUUUCUUGUACUGCUGGAUGACCUCUGGGAACCAUUGGACUUGCAAGCAGCUGGCAUCACACAUCCUCUUGGAUUUGUCGGCCAAUUCAAGAGGAAAGUAGUACUCACAACAAGGUCACGAGUUGUGUGUGGUACAAUGAAGGUCAGAAAAGAGAUAAAAGUGGAUUGCUUGAGGCAAGAUGAGGCAUUGCAGCUCUUCCAAGAGAACGUUGGCCAAGAGAUUCUUUUAUCCAAUCCGCACAUUGGAGCCCUUUCAAGAGAGCUUGUGACGGAGCUGAAGGGCCUGCCCUUGGCGUUGAUAGCUACCGGAAAGGCAAUGUAUCCAAAGAAAGAUCCAGGUGAAUGGGAAACAGCUAUUCGUCUACUGCGACGAUCUGGCCACGAUGCGGAUGAUCCAACGUCUGUGGAGAACACAAUUUACUUCAAGUUAAAACUUAGCUAUGAUAGCUUAGGGAAUGAUACCAUGAGACGUUGUUUCCUGGUUUGCUCACUGUGGCCAGAAGAUUCUCCUAUUGCUAAAGAUGAUCUGAUCCAGUGUUGGAUGGGCUUAGGUCUGCUUAAUAAGUGCGACGUACAGAGUUCUUACAGUGAAGGCUACAACAUAAUAGGCCACCUGCAAGCUGCAUCUUUGCUGGAAGGUAGUGAGGACAGUAGUAAGCACCUCAAAAUGCAUGAUGUGAUCCGUGAUAUGGCGAUAUGGAUAUCUUGCGGCUGCGGUGAAAACAAUAACAAAUGGGUCGUUCACGCAGCGAUCGGCAAAACUGCGUCUAGAAAGUGCAUCCCUUGGAACAGGGUGGAGUAUCUGUCAAUGAUGGGCAACGGACUGGAAGAACUUCCGUAUCUUGGUGGUGGCGUGAAUGAAAAUAGCAUGGGCUGCAGUGUCAGAUCCAAGUGUUUUCUUGGUUCUGGUUCCACAGAACUCAGGACACUGCUUCUUCAAGAUAAUAAGUUCAACGAGAAGGCACUUGGAAAUAUUUACCUCUUCACUUCAUUGACAUACCUAGAUUUGAGUCAGAACCACAUUCGUGUUCUGCCUUUAGCAGUCUGUGCUCUGGGAGAUCUAGAGUACCUCAACCUGUCUUACAAUUACAUCACUGAGUUGCCCAAGGACCUUCGACACCUCACCAAGCUCAAAUUCCUAUACCUAAGAGGCAACCCGAUACACACCGUACCAAAGGGCACCAUAUCAAGGCUGCAGGAACUGCAAGUGCUUGACCUGCUGUCGUCCCAGGUCUCGACACACGCAAACUAUACUCUAUCAUUGUUCCCAGAAUUGGACUUGCUGGAUAACUUGAAAGCUGUGGAGGUCGGGGUCAAAGGUGACGCGGCAUAUGAACUGCUAGGCAAGUUUCCGGGCCUCCCUGUUAGAUCCAUCCAUCUGAGCAGGCUGACAGGGACACCAACAUUCUGCUUCCUAGAUGGCUGCUUCUCGAGCUCCUCGGUGCAAGCGAGCCUAUACGACCUGACGAUCUACAAGUGCUGCAUGCAGCAGAUACUGGUGAGAAGCGGCGCGGAAGGAGCAGUCUCCCAGUUGGACGUGCUCAGAUCGCUCACGCUCGACAGCCUGCGCAGCCUGAAGGGGGUCAUCUGGAAGAGAGUGGCUCCGGAGUCUCUUUUUCCGAGGCUGACCUACCUGGCAGUCGUGCACUGCCAGAGUCUCAGGCACAUUUCAUGGGCCAUGCACCUGCCUUGCCUCGAGAGGAUCCUUGUGAACAACUGCGGCGGCAUGAAACAGAUCGUCCGGACCAAGAAGAAGGACGGCGGCGCUGGGGAAGAAGACAGGGGGCAAGCACCGGUCCAUGGCUUCCCUUGCCUCAGAUACCUUGAGCUGCAGAGCCUUCCCGGGCUGUCGAGCCUCUGCGACCCCGAGGUGACAUUCCCGUCCCUUGAGACCAUGGAGAUAUCCUUCUGUCCAAAGCUGAAGAGGCUCCCGUUCCUGAUGACAACCAUGCCGCGGAGGCUGCGCAACAUCAGCGUCCCCCUUGUCCAGAUGAGGUGGUGGGAGUCGCUGGAGUGGGUCGACGAGGGCGUCAAGCGUGCCGUGCAGCCUCUUGUUAAUUCGGACAUCACAGAUCAGCUGGAGCAGAGUCCUAUUUAG
Messenger RNA from Triticum turgidum subsp. durum (durum wheat), 2838 nucleotides. Lineage: Eukaryota; Viridiplantae; Streptophyta; Magnoliopsida; Poales; Poaceae. The record is from the annotation of a GenBank genome assembly.